GCGCGUCCCUCCGCCCCGCCGCGCCUCAGCGGCACCGGAGGCGGCCGCUGGCUGAACCCGGGCCGAGGGGCUCGGAGGGGUCUUUCCGCCGCUCACCGACCCCUCGAGCGGACCGGCGGUGCCCCCUCCCCGGGCAGGGCCUGCGGGCCGCGCCCCGCAGCCGCCACCCCUCCCCCCGGCCGGCCGGCCUCCCGGGGCCGCGCCUGCCUCCACUCCCUGUGCAGCGUCGCCAGCCGAGCCGGGAGAGGGGGAAUGGGCGGUCCCGGCCCUUAGCCCCCGGCUGCGGCGGCUGCUCCGCCUCCAGGGUCCCAGCGUCUCGGUGGCCUCCGCCCGAUGCUGGCGGAGCUGGCUGGGGUCUCCGCGGCGUUGUGAGCGCUCCUGCCGUCCCGCAGCCGCCAUGUCCGGCGUGGUGCGCACCCUGAGCCGCUGCCUGCUGCCGGCCGAGGCCACGGGCCGAGCCGGGGAGCAGCCGCGGCGGGAGGGCAAGGAGCGUAGCCGCGAUGCAGAGCGGGAGGCGCGGCGGCGGAGCAGGGAGAUCGACGCGAUGCUGGCCCGGGAGAGGCGGGCCGUCCGCCGCCUCGUCAAGAUUCUGCUGCUGGGCGCCGGCGAGAGCGGCAAGUCCACCUUCCUCAAGCAGAUGCGGAUCAUCCACGGCCGCGAGUUCGACCAGAAGGCGCUGCUGGAGUUCCGGGCCACCAUCUACGAGAACAUCCUCAAGGGCUGCAGGGUUCUGGUUGAUGCACGGGACAAACUGGGGAUCCCUUGGCAGUACACGGAGAAUGAGAAGCACGGAAUGUUUUUGAUGGCUUUUGAAAACAAAGCUGGAAUGCCCAUAGAGCCUGCCACCUUCCAGCUGUAUGUACCUGCACUGGGAGCGCUGUGGAGGGAUUCGGGAAUCAAGGAAGCCUUCAGCCGUCGGAGCGAGUAUCAGCUGGGUGAAUCGGUGAAAUACUUCCUGGAUAACCUGGAUCGGAUCGGUCAGCUGAACUAUUUCCCCAGCAAACAAGAUAUUUUGCUGGCUAGAAAAGCCACCAAAGGGAUAGUAGAGCAUGACUUCAUCAUUAAAAAAAUACCUUUCAAGAUGGUGGACGUGGGUGGACAGAGAUCUCAGCGUCAGAAAUGGUUCCAGUGCUUUGAUGGAAUAACUUCAAUUUUGUUUAUGGUCUCCUCUAGUGAAUACGAUCAGGUUCUGAUGGAAGACAGGCGCACAAAUAGACUUGUGGAGUCCAUGAAUAUCUUUGAGACAAUAGUCAAUAACAAGCUUUUCUUUAAUGUUUCUAUUAUCCUAUUCCUCAACAAGAUGGAUCUUCUUGUAGAGAAGGUAAAGACUGUCAGCAUUAAGAAGUAUUUCUCGGACUUCAAAGGCGACCCUCACAGGCUAGAAGAUGUUCAACGUUAUCUGGUGCAGUGCUUUGACAGGAAGAGGAGAAAUCGUAGUAAGCCGCUCUUCCAUCACUUCACCACUGCCAUAGACACUGAAAACAUCCGCUUUGUGUUUCAUGCCGUGAAGGACACGAUCCUUCAAGAGAAUCUGAAGGAUAUUAUGUUGCAGUGAAGAAAAACAGGCAGUGUUCUGUUAAAGUUUGCCAGAGGGUUAAAUCAAAGUUUUUAUCCUUUCUUUAUGGCCCUUGCAUGUGGUGUAGGACCCAUGCUAAUUACUUGGCUCAGGAAUGCUGUAAACUAGCCAGUCCAAACAGAGGAGCUAUAGGCCGAAGGAGUCAAAUGUUGAUGUUAGCUACUGAAUCAUUUGGACUAGAAACACUACUGAAACAUGGCCGUUGUAGGUUCUGUACCUAGUUUGGAAUGCUGAAUAACACAACCACCUUCUGCCUUCUUAGAAAAAAGAAAUCUCUGACAAA
This is a messenger RNA of Pezoporus occidentalis (night parrot), 1859 nucleotides long. RefSeq names its product G protein subunit alpha 12 (gene GNA12). Gene Ontology annotation, biological process: Rho protein signal transduction; adenylate cyclase-modulating G protein-coupled receptor signaling pathway. The transcript has 4 exons. Bases 398 to 1555 code for a protein of 385 amino acids. Gene Ontology annotation, molecular function: guanyl nucleotide binding; G-protein beta/gamma-subunit complex binding; D5 dopamine receptor binding. NCBI's taxonomy places the organism in Eukaryota, Metazoa, Chordata, Aves, Psittaciformes, Psittacidae. Gene Ontology annotation, cellular component: heterotrimeric G-protein complex; brush border membrane. The record is from RefSeq and is a predicted model, not a curated record.